AUGGAGAUCCAGAGUUUCUGCCACAGUGCUGAUGAUUUGAAGGGCAUUAUGCGCUGUUUGGUUGAAUCUUUGAUGGUGGAGACUGCUCUUCUUGCACGCAAGUCUCUUCUUUUACUACUUCUGCAGAUUGGGUCUUUGCCUGACGAUCAUGACAUAUUUCAAAACUCAGUGAAAACAUAUCAGAGAUUUCCUUCUUUUAUUGUUUUCUCUAUGGUCACGGUAUGGGGGAUGGAAAGUGAUAGGGCAGUGAGACUGCAUUUCAGGUUUCCAAUGUCCGAACUUAAUAAAGUGAAAGAGCCUGAUGCUGAAAACAACGAUGCAGGUGAAACAGAGGAUGAUGAUGACGAUGAUGAUGAUGAGGACAGUGAUGAUGAUGAUGAAGAUGAUGGUAAUGAUUCAGAAGAAGAGAGCGAUGAUGAUGAAGAGGAUUCGGAUGACGAGGGUGAGGUUGAGGCUAAUGGCGAUGGGGAAAGCGAUGACGAUGACGACGACGACGAUGAAGACGAUGAGGAUGAUGAGGAUGAUGAUGAUGAUGAUGAUGAAGAGGAUGAUGAUGAUGAAGAGGAUCAUUACCAGCUACCGUCGACAAGAAAGAAGUGA
This is a messenger RNA of Prunus armeniaca (apricot), 600 nucleotides long. The record is from the annotation of a GenBank genome assembly. NCBI's taxonomy places the organism in Eukaryota, Viridiplantae, Streptophyta, Magnoliopsida, Rosales, Rosaceae.